Messenger RNA from Ylistrum balloti, 3356 nucleotides. RefSeq lists its product as uncharacterized. The coding region runs from base 1 to 2541 and encodes 846 amino acids. The transcript has 29 exons. Lineage: Eukaryota; Metazoa; Mollusca; Bivalvia; Pectinida; Pectinidae. The record is from RefSeq and is a predicted model, not a curated record.
AUGUUGCGAUACGACAUAAACAGUGGUCCUCUGACUCUCAUCCAUGAUCUGCGACACUUGCCAAAAGAAGAGGUUGACAGAUUCAAUGCGACACCAAGAAGCUUGGAUCAGAAUUUCAAUAAUCCAACCAGUAAUGUUGGUAAUUUCCGUUUCAAGGGAUUUGUAAACAAUAACCUUGUUAAACCCACCAUUCCAAGGACAAUACCUGCUCAAGGAAUUUUAACAAGUGCUGAUGAUCCAAAGCUUGAUCUAAGUUCCUCAAGGUUUAACGCACAGCCUCAAGCACCACCCACCCCUCCCAAUCACCUACCACCACCCUUGGAAAUGAACGGUUACGAUAAACAAGGUCCUGCCUAUGAUAGACCAAAUGGCUUUGGCCCAACCACAAAUGGUUAUAGUUUAAAUGGCCAAACCCAUGGUAAUGGCUGGGCCAAGGAGAGACCAUCACCAAGACACGAUAGCCUGGAUAACCCCCUAACUUACCGUUCUGUAAAUCAGCACCAGGGAACAGGAAGACAUUAUGUCGAUGAUUAUGAAACCACUCAAAAUAUACCUAUAAGAAAUGCACACGCAAAAACACAAGAACAAAUAAAAAAAGAAGCACAGCAGUUCUUAGAUAGACGAGACGAGGAGAGAAGGUUCAAAGAAGAAAGUGAAAACAAAUUAAGGGAGAAACACGAGGAACAGCGUAGGACACGAGAGAUGUUGGAAGAGAGUGGACCUUUCGGUAAACCUCUACUAGGAGCUGGAGGCCCAAAUGGGAAUGAGUUCAAGAAAAAGAAAUUUACUGAAGAACAGUUUAAUGGCCGUGAGCAGCCCAGAUAUCAAAUCGAGCCGUCCUCUGGAUCAAUCACGCACAGGUUUCAGUUCUGGGACAGCUUUGGCCGCCCUGGCCAUGGCGCCCCACUUAGAACUGAUUCUGGAAAUCUAAAGACUCAUCUUGUUGGGGAUGUGAUCAUUCGUUUUCAGGAUCGGUACGUUCGUGAUAUCGAGAAUCAUCGUCGGCACGACAGACCCCCCGAAGAGAAGAAGAGAUAUUUUGAUGAUUUAAAGCGACAGGAGCAAGAGAAGAAAAUGAAUGGUCAUUUGCCUUCUCCCUCCAAGCCCAUUGGGUUUAACUAUAUGGAUUACUUUGGUCGGUCUGGUCCAGGAAGUGGCGCCCCAAUGGUAUCCGAUUCAGGCCAUGUCAAAGCACAAUAUCAAUGCAAGGAUCCCCUGAUAUUCUUUCAGAACCCAGACAUGGCCAGAGAACAGGACCACGGUUUGGAUGGCAUGCCGGCAUUCAACUCUCCGGGUCGGAACGGCAUGAGUGAAAGACAGCGAUAUCAUAAUGUACAGGAGAGUCUUAAUCAGGUGCGGAAGGAGAAUGAAAUGUUGGAAAAGAAUAGCCCUGAUCCGUUUACAAAUACAGGCCAUACACUACACGAUCGCGAUAGGAGACUCGUCCGAGCUUGGGACACGUUAGAAUUGUCGAAAGCUCCUCCAUACAGAGAGGAAUACCUGAAACAAAAAGCGGGUACAGAUCGUCGGACAAACCGUUCCCUUUCAAAAAGUGUAAUGGGAUUUGCACCUGAAUACGGACAUUUUCAAAAGAAAGGUAUAAGCAGUCCUAAAUCAGCUCCGGACACAAAUAGCAAAUUCUAUGAAAACCCAUACAACAAUAUCGGUAGAGGAGGUCCAGAGCUCAAACCAAACAGAGAGUGGCAACUACCUGUGUACUAUCCAUUCGGAAAAGCAGGUGGUGGUGCACCAAGACGGGACGAACAGGGAAACAGGAUCACACAGAUUCAAGGUCUUAUGGAUAGAUCGAGCUUUUUAAACCGCAAACCAGAUAAGAAGGAUAUGGACAUAGUGAAUGAGAAGAUGGCACAGGAGAGAUAUCGUGGUGAUCUCGACAAGCAGGUGGCACAAAACACACGCAAAGGUGACGAACAACAUCGCCAUCAGCAGGAAUCUCAAGAAGAUUAUGUUGGAAUACUCGAUUCGUUCAGGGCUCGCCCUCGGUCAAAGCAUCAUUUACCUCACAGCGACAUAUCACGUGCAAGAGAUGGACGUGUUCGAAUUGAACCCCAAGACGCCAGAAAGUACCACGAAACACUAGAUAUCGGCCUUACAGAUCAGCUGUAUAAGAAAAGACUAGAACAGCUGAAGGAUCAUCAAGAGAGUCGUCGGCAUAUGGACAUAAUGGCAACUUAUUGGGGACGAUAUGGAGGGGGAUACAGGAAAAACGAACAGUAUACACACAAAGGAAAUCUAGACAAUCUUCUGAACAAUGAAGAAAAAAACCGUUUCUCCAUGAGCGAUGCAUACGUUAAAGGAAAGGACUGGUCUCAGUUCGAUGAUCAGACUCCACGAGGGGAUGGCAUUACCUCAAGGAACGCUGCAAGACAAAUCACCCCUCGUUUUGGCUCCCAAGACGACUUGUCGCCUAGAUUCUCUCGUGUCACCGUGGAUAGUCACCACGCUAAUCAGUAUGACUAUCCCCAUUCUCCUUCCUUAAAGAAGAGCUACGAGGUAAGAUUACCAUGGGCGCAACACUAAGAUACUAAGCAUCCAAUAGAUACAUAAGAAGAUUCCCAGUAACACAGAAUUCGAAUUACGUUUAACAUCAUUUUUGGAACGGAUCGAAGCGAAUUAAACAUACGAAAUAUGGACUAAAAUAUGAAUAGAUAUAUUCAAUACUCUCGGAGUAUUCCAGCAUGAUUUGGUUGAAACUAUCAGGAAUGGAAUCCAAGCAUGGUCCGAGAAUUGGUCUUUGCUACGCAGCAAUGGUUAAGAUGAUUGUUGUUUCCGUACUGGACCAAUAUGUAUACGGUAUUGUUUUAUUAGGGAGUAACCACCAUGCGAUGUUGUUCAUAUGGAGAAACUACCGUGUGGACAUGUUAUAAGUUUAAAGUAAUAAAAAAAACACAUAUUCUUACAGAAAUCGUUAAACUUUCAUUAAGAGGGUUUUCGCGGAGGCAUGUUUAAUGCUCCUGAUUCUUGUUGGUUUAGUUUGAAAUCUAUAUUUACGGGAAAAGAUAUUGAUUAUGCUCCUGUCCUUAGAAUUACAUAACAAUACGAACUUCUCUGAGUUGUCAGAUAGGUUUUCAUGCAGUAUUUCAAAUUUUCGCCGAGAUUCCUUAUUUCAUUUGUAAGAUUGUAAACGGAAACUUGUAUAUAUAAAUUCAUCUAUAUAAAUAAGUCAUGUGGAUUUGGUAUUUAUUUUUAUCGUCAUGAAGUUUACUUUGAGGGUUAAUUGAAUAUGUAUGAAGGAUUUCAUUGAUAAUCAUUCUUUGUAUCAUCCAUUGUAUUGUAAUAAUUUCGUUUAUAAUGUAAUUAAGAUGUUCUUUGUCACUUAAUACUACAUCUCAACU